GAUCAGAUCCAACGGCCCACAUAUCUCACCUCCGCUUAGUAUUUAUUCAUCGCUACUGCUAGGGAUUAAACUCUCUCCAUCCUUCUCGACUCAAUUGCCUCUGUCUUUCUAGGGUUUGCUUGUGUUGCCCAAAGCUUUCUUCAGCUUUCAACAUGGUUCUUCAAAAUGACAUUGAUUUGCUAAACCCACCGGCGGAGCUUGAGAAGAAGAAGCACAAGCUCAAGCGCCUCGUCCAGUCCCCUAAUUCGUUUUUCAUGGAUGUGAAAUGUCAAGGCUGCUUCAAUAUAACUACUGUUUUCAGCCACUCGCAAACUGUGGUGGUGUGUGGCAAUUGCCAGACCGUAUUGUGCCAGCCUACAGGUGGGCGUGCCAGACUCACCGAGGGGUGCUCCUUUAGAAGAAAGGGAGAUUAAGUGUUUUUAGUUCAUGUUCUUUGCUUGAUCAUGGUGGGAGAGAUUUUAGUUAGCCAUUACUUGUUAAAGGGAUUGAAGUUAAGUAUGGUUUUGUUUUUCCUAUGAUAUGUUGAUUUUGGUUCAGCUUUGUUAAGCUUUGAAUUUACUUCUACUGUUGCAAUUUUUGUUUCUUAAUAUGGUGGAUUUUUGUUUUCUAUAUUAAAAGCAACGUGUUUAUUGUUUUA
Humulus lupulus (European hop) is the source of this 637-nucleotide messenger RNA. Its product is annotated as small ribosomal subunit protein eS27y. Bases 153 to 413 code for a protein of 86 amino acids. Gene Ontology annotation, biological process: translation; ribosomal small subunit assembly. NCBI's taxonomy places the organism in Eukaryota, Viridiplantae, Streptophyta, Magnoliopsida, Rosales, Cannabaceae. The record is from RefSeq and is a predicted model, not a curated record. The transcript is spliced from 4 exons. Gene Ontology annotation, cellular component: ribosome; cytosolic small ribosomal subunit. Gene Ontology annotation, molecular function: RNA binding; structural constituent of ribosome.